Messenger RNA from Trichomycterus rosablanca, 1193 nucleotides. Its product is annotated as zinc finger protein 502-like. The record is from RefSeq and is a predicted model, not a curated record. The coding region runs from base 307 to 1191 and encodes 294 amino acids. NCBI's taxonomy places the organism in Eukaryota, Metazoa, Chordata, Actinopteri, Siluriformes, Trichomycteridae. The transcript is spliced from 4 exons. Gene Ontology annotation, biological process: regulation of transcription by RNA polymerase II. Gene Ontology annotation, molecular function: RNA polymerase II cis-regulatory region sequence-specific DNA binding; DNA-binding transcription factor activity, RNA polymerase II-specific.
CUUAAGAUAACCCCAACGAAAGAAGUCUAACGGCGUCAAGUCACAUGAUCUUGGCGGCCAAUACACAUCACCAUUUUUAAAGUGAUUUUUUUUUUCUGGUUUUGCAGGCAAAUUUAAAAUGUCAGUUCAUUUUGGGACACCCUGUAAAUGCUGAAAAUGUAAAUGAGGUGUUGAUAUCAGUUCUCACACUGCAGUCCAGUAGGUGGUGAUAAUGAACCUGAACAGUGUAGAUCAGCCACCUCAAUCCAAACAAGAAGAAGAAGCUGCAGCAGCCUGUGUACUAAAGUAAAUCAUCUAUCUUUAAUAAUGCAGUCAGCAGAAGAGGGACACGUCGCUCCUGUGGAUCUACAACAUGAAGAAUUCCAGAUAAAAAUAAUAAAGAAGGAAGAAGAUGAAGAAGAUGAUUUCUCCUAUGAAGGAUCCAUAAUCCCUGUGGAAAUCAUCACCUCUGAGGAAGACCUUCCCCCAAAAGACCAACAGUGUGGAGGUUUCCAGAUGAAGCCUGUGAAGAAGGAAGAACCUGAAGAUAAAGAUGAACUCAAACUGAACAAGGAUUUCUCCUGCUCCUCGUGUCCACGUUCCUCUACAACCCAAAAUCACCUCCACAAUCACAUCAAGAGCUGCAACCAUGAUAAAUAUGAUGAUGCGCUGGUGAAGAUUAAGACUGAACAUGAGGAUCUGACGCCCACCAGAAGCUCCAGUAAUCAGCAAACGUCCUCUGGUACUGUCAGCAUUAACACCUCUCUCAGUCCCACACAGGAAGAAGGAAACGUCUGCUCACAGUGUGGGAAGAGCUUCAGGUUCCAGAGUGAUCUCAAAGUACACCAGCGCAUUCACACUGGAGAGAAACCGUAUCAGUGCUCUCAGUGUGGGAAGAGUUUUAAUACACACAGUCAUUUCAAAGUACACCAGCGCAUUCACACUGCAGAUAAACCGUAUCAGUGCUCACAGUGUGAGAAGUGUUUUAAUCAACAUAUCAGUCUUAAAACACACCAGCUCAUUCACACUGGAGAGAAACCAUAUCAGUGCUCACAGUGCGGAAAGAGUUUUAUUACACAGAGUCAUCUUAAAAAACACCAGCGCAUUCACACUGGAGAGAAACCGUAUCAGUGCUCACAGUGCAGCAACUCCUUUGUGCGUUUUUCGUGCCUUAUAAAACACAAGUGUAACAGAACAAAUUGUACUAAAUAAAC